AUGCCUGCCCUCCUCUCCAUCACAGUCCACGAAGGCAAAGGGUUGGCUGGAGGAUUCCUAGGUCGAAGGGAUCCCUACUUGAUUGGUACCAUGGGUGACCAGAAGUUCCACACUUCCGCUGUGAACAACAAUGGAAAGAACCCGUUGUGGGAUCAGACCUUCGCCCUACCCUACAAUGGCGAGCCAACAAUCGAGAUGGAGAUCUACGACAGGGAUCGCAUGCGCAAGGAUGACUUGAUGGGAACUGGCAGGAUUCAACUGGACAUCUUGCAGAUCCAGAACUUCAUCCAGUACGAUGUCCCUAUCGAGAAGCGAGGCAAGCCCGCGGGCAUAGUUAGAAUCACCUUGAGCCUCGCUGUAAGCUAG
This is a messenger RNA of Gregarina niphandrodes, 366 nucleotides long. Its product is annotated as C2 domain protein. Bases 1 to 366 code for a protein of 121 amino acids. The transcript is spliced from 2 exons. Lineage: Eukaryota; Apicomplexa; Conoidasida; Eugregarinorida; Gregarinidae. The record is from RefSeq and is a predicted model, not a curated record.